GUGGACAUCUGUGGACCACGUGAGAGGAGUGUGCAAUGACUGCGUCUCUUCAGCGAGCAACAGUCUCGCGCAGUUCUCGAGAAGCGGACCCGCGUUCACAUUCCUUCAUGUAAUCGACCACUUACUCGCUUGUGUUGUCUUUCUUUUUAUUUUGCUUUUUUGGGUUUUGCUAAUUUUUUUCGCCAUGGCUUGGCCGUGCAUCAGCAGAGUCUGUUGUAUGGCGCGGUUCUGGAAUCAGUUUGAUAAAUCGGAUUUGUCGGUUCCGCUGACGAUUCAGAACUAUUCGGACAUCGCGGUGCACGAGGUGCUAUCCGUGACCAAACUGGUUUCCACGGAGCAAGUGCCGAGCAUCGACUUCGUAACGCCGGAUCAGCGCGACUCUCCCACGUCGCGGGAUGCUGCUGGAGUUAGGCGGCCGCACCGGGGAAGGACGGAACCGAGUUACAAACCCCGCGAGGACUAUCAUCCCCCGGGUGUGCCUUUCCAAAGCGUCACUCAGUAUAAACAGGAUUAUAAACCUUGGCCCAUUCCAAAGAAGGACAACUUUCCCUGGAUUAGUAACGGCGGGAAACGCGGCUCUUUAACGGACAACCCGGUAAACGGUUACCCGAACUGCACGAAUCAGCCGCAGGCGGAGAGACAGGAGCGCAGCGGCAGGCAGAGAGGCGGAGAUCAGAUGAGCUCAUACAGGCAAGAGUACCAGCCUUGGUCUGGAGCCCGGCCAUCCAAGCCUGGCCAAAAACGGCCCACCCUCCUUGGUACAGGCACCGAUGAGCCCUCCCCCGAGACCAGCUACCAGGCUGCCUUCAGCACGGACACACACAGACAUACAGAUGGUGUUCUGGAGACCAGCACACACACACAGCUGAGUAGUCUGUCAGAGAAAGCACACACACAGAGGACAGAGCUCAGCGUUAAACCAGAGGAGCAGGUUUUGAAGACUAAGCUGUCACCAAACCCAUCUGCUGUCUUUCAGAGCAAAUCCAGGAUCUUCAACAUAUGAUCCAUCAAGUUGCAAGAGAUGCAAACACAUUUUAUUCAGCCUUUUACUAAAAAAAAAAAAAAGGAUGUCUUAAGUGGAACGUUAAGAAUCUGGAGGCAUUAAGAGACUUGGAUGUAUAUCGUAAAUCAGGGAAAAAAGAACAUUUGCGAAUGAAGAGGUAAUUUCAGGAUUGCAGGAUCUUGUGAAAGAUGUAAAAUCAGUUUAGUUUUGAAAAGCAAAAUCAGUUUAAUGAGUCUCCAAAUCAUUCCACAGCAGAAAUAACAGAACUGAAGGAAUUUUGCUGAAAUUUACACAUUGUAAAUCUAUGCAAGAGAAUGUAUAUUUCAAAUGUUAAUCAUCUACUGAAAGUACAUGUUUGUAAUACACUUCAACUUUAAAAGUGAGUGAAAGAGUGUGAGAGAGAAAGUGUGUGUGAAGGAGUGACUGGGAAAGUUCUCACUAAAAAGACAGGCCUCAAAAUUUGCUGACUUUGCCAUGUCCUUCCUGAAUAAAAAUCUGCAUGUUUAAUAAUUUUUAUUAGUUGUUUGAAUAUGCAAUUUGUAAAAAAAAUGCAGGGGAAAUCAGCAAAAAUGUAAUAUGGUUCAUAGUGUAGGUGUGUACUGUACAAUCCUAGUUAAUUACAUAUUAUUUUUUGUACAUAGUAAUGUUGGUCUGCUUUUAUUGAUUUGUAAUGCCUGCCUGAGAAGACUGGAUGCUUUUAAUUGCUGUUUUCUCUCCAGACCCUUCUAGACCUUUAUAAAUAUAAAGAACUUAUUGUCUUUUCACUUAGACAUUGAUAUUAUUUCACUUUUACUGAAAUUGGGUCAGUGAAUGUCAAAGGUGAAUUGCUCAUGAGGGAUGUCCAAGUUUUAUUUUACAAUUUUGGUCUGGAGAGAAAUUAAGGGAACACUGUUUAAAUAAAAUUUACCUUCAUAAAAUUC
This is a messenger RNA of Myxocyprinus asiaticus (Chinese sucker), 1923 nucleotides long. RefSeq names its product MAP6 domain containing 1 (gene map6d1). NCBI's taxonomy places the organism in Eukaryota, Metazoa, Chordata, Actinopteri, Cypriniformes, Catostomidae. Gene Ontology annotation, cellular component: microtubule; cis-Golgi network; Golgi-associated vesicle. The transcript is spliced from 3 exons. The coding region runs from base 185 to 1003 and encodes 272 amino acids. Gene Ontology annotation, molecular function: microtubule binding; calmodulin binding. The record is from RefSeq and is a predicted model, not a curated record. Gene Ontology annotation, biological process: microtubule cytoskeleton organization; regulation of microtubule cytoskeleton organization; cytoskeleton-dependent intracellular transport.